Molecule: messenger RNA, 607 nt
Organism: Dendrobium catenatum
Lineage: Eukaryota; Viridiplantae; Streptophyta; Magnoliopsida; Asparagales; Orchidaceae
Product: 50S ribosomal protein L33-like
Exons: 2
Coding region: 219-401 (60 amino acids)
Biological process (GO): translation
Cellular component (GO): ribosome; large ribosomal subunit
Molecular function (GO): structural constituent of ribosome
Source: RefSeq, a predicted model, not a curated record
UUUGCUUUUCAUCUUUUUUUUUUUUUAAUCUUUCGUCGUUGCUGUUUGGCUUGCUUGCUUCCCAGGAGGUGUAAGAUUGCACGAGUGGCUUCUUCGGCUCCUUCGUUGUUGUUCGGCUUAGCUCCUUCGACGACGUUCCCUUUUCCUGUCCAAUAAGAAGUUACGACAUUUUUAUCGGAAGGGUGCUCGCUCGCUGUGAAGGUACCUGAUCACAAGGAAUGGGGAAAGAGGGUGCUAGAAAGGCUGGUUCAAUCUUCAUCAGGUUGGUUUCUGCUGCUGGAACUGGUUUUUUCUACGUAAAACGCAAGAACCCAAGGAGAAUCACUGAGAAACUCGAGUUUCGAAAAUAUGAUCCGAGAGUGAAUCGACAUGUUCUUUUCACAGAGGCGAAGAUGAAGUGAAUGGUCGCCUGGAACUGUUUAAAUAAAUGUUUCUGUUAGUUUGAAUGUUCUGCUACUGAGCUAUUUUAUACUAGUCAAUGGAAGAGGUACUUAUAAGGUAACUGAUAUUCUUCAUACCUCUGCUUUGCUUGAACUAUGAACUUCAUUGCUCUAUUUUGUUUCUUUUAGGUUGCAGUAAGCUUUAUUACAGAGCAGAGUUUUUUUUU